Drosophila subpulchrella is the source of this 2027-nucleotide messenger RNA. It is a transcript of the gene Zip89B, whose product is annotated as zinc transporter ZIP1. Gene Ontology annotation, biological process: zinc ion transmembrane transport. The record is from RefSeq and is a predicted model, not a curated record. The transcript is spliced from 2 exons. Gene Ontology annotation, cellular component: plasma membrane. Lineage: Eukaryota; Metazoa; Arthropoda; Insecta; Diptera; Drosophilidae. Gene Ontology annotation, molecular function: zinc ion transmembrane transporter activity. Bases 445 to 1932 code for a protein of 495 amino acids.
UACCAAAUCCCGACUCCGUCAGUCUGCGAGGUCGCCUCAAGCGUUCAACACCUGUGCGCUAGAAAAACUAGAAUCAAAAAUAUACAUAAAUACCACCCAACCCAACAACCGAUCAGUACUACCAAUUAGCAUUAGCAACUCAUCAAAAGUGAAAGAAAAGUGGCUGAAUAGAGUGAAAAGUUAAGCGGUAUGCAAGUGCAGAACCCAGCCCAACCAGAUGAGCCCAACCCAACCCACAACCCAGUCGAUUGAGAUUCCAAGCGCAACGCAUGCUGCUGUUUUAGCCAAGAGAGUUGCUUGUUUUUGGCCAUAAGUGGGCCGAGAGGAGGAGAGUCGUCUGGAGUGUUUUAGCUGCUUCGAGAGAUCGAUCAGUGGAAAACCAAACAAACAAAAAGAGUUAAAUCGAAAGCAAUCAAAACAAAACAAAAGCGGCUGCCGACCAAGAUGAAUCAAACGCAGGUGAAUAAUUUCCUCAAGUGCUUCCUGCAAAUCGAUGAGCCCGCUGGCCGUUGGACAGCACGUCACGAGGGGGAGGACGACGAUCAUGACCACGACCACGACCAUGAUGAGGAGGAUGAGGAUGGGAGUGGGGUGCUGGUGGCCAAGGUCACCGCCAUGGUGGUGCUGUUCUGCGCCAGCGCCAUCUGCGGCUCCAUUCCCUUCCUGCUGAACCGCUGCUACCGCUGGACGGAGAGCCAGACGAAUGCCCGCUCCGCCAUUGUGGUCAAGUGUCUGCUGUAUUUUGGAGGAGGUGUCCUGCUAGCCACCACGUUCCUGCAUCUGCUGCCGGAAGUCCAGGAGGUCGUCGAGGAGCUGCAGGAGUGCAACAUCAUUGGGGAGCUGACCUUUCCCCUCGCCGAACUGCUCAUGUGCUGCGGUUUCUUCCUCAUGUACUUCAUCGAGGAGGCCAUGCAUACGUAUGUCCAUCACCACCAGAAGGAUAAGGCCGGCGCCGCUUUCGAGCGAGGUCACAGCAUCCGGAAUAGCCACCUGCUGAAACCCACCAGCGAGGGCACCACCACCACCACUCCAACUGCUCCACCGCCACCUUUGCCGGGCACUGCCGAACUGGGAACCCUGUCGGUGCAGAACCUUCUGCAGAGCGAUCUGGAGCAGCAGAAGUUCGCCUCCAAGCCUCAGAACCAGGCCAAUGGACAUGUGCAUAACCACAGUCAUGGUCAUGGACAUGGUCAUAGCCAUCUGCCAGUGAUCGCAGAGGAUGCCUCCGCCGGGGACAUGCUGGCCUCCUCGCUGCGUGGACUCUUCAUCGUUUCCGCCCUCUCACUUCACGAACUCUUCGAGGGCAUGGCCAUUGGCCUGGAGAGCUCUGCCAGCUCGGUGUGGUUCAUGUUCGGUGCCGUCUCCGCCCACAAACUGGUCCUUGCCUUCUGCGUGGGCGUCGAACUGAUCGUGGCCCGCACUCGGAUGACCCUGGCCGUCCUCUAUGUGCUGACCUUCGCCGUGGUCAGUCCCUUGGGUAUUGGCAUUGGAAUCCUGAUCAAUCACGGCCAGGAGACGACUGGACCCAGUCUGGUAUCGGCCAUCCUGCAAGGUUUCGCCUGCGGCACGCUCAUCUACGUAGUGUUCUUCGAGAUCCUCUCCAAGAAUCGAUCUGGUCUGCGCGCCUACUUGGCCCUGUUCGUUGGCUUCCUGGUCAUGUUCGGACUUCAGCAGUUGACUUCCAGUGGCGGACAUGGUCAUAGCCACAGCCACAGCAGCUGCUCGUCGACGGAGGACGCACACGAUCACCAAGAGACUGAGACCAGGUCGAGCUCGGGCAACGCCCACGGCCAUGAGCACGACCAGGAUCACCCAACGCACCACAACCAUGCCGAGGAGCUGGCCACUGUCCACCAGUACGAGCAGCAGCUGCAACUCCUGCGGCAGGUCACCCAAAAGCUGCUUGAAGCACGCCCCAAGAAGGACGCCUAGAUUGUACACUGCCCAGCAGAGAUUUGAUCUAAUUAUUUUAUAUGUAUUUAUGUAGAAAUAAACUGUAAAAAUAAUAUAGUAAAAGUAAAACCAAA